AUGAAGACUCAUUUAAUAACUGUACCACGAAAGAAAACUGAACAAAUCAAUUGGAUAAAACCAAUAAAUAAUUAUCUUUUAUCAAUUUAUGGAAAUACUUCAUCAUAUCAAAAUGAUUUAUCAUCAUUUGAUAAAUUAAGAGAAGAUAUAAGAGGUGUAAAUGCAGAUAAUACUGGAUUAAAAUUAUAUUUUAAAUAUUAUAGUCAAUUAGAAAUAUUAGAUAUGAAAAUUCAAUUUUCAUCAUUAAAUAAAUCUAAAAAAAUUGAAUUUAUAUGGCAUGAUGCUUUUCAAAAUGAUAUAAUUCAUUCUCAAAAUUCAUUAGCUUUUGAAAAAGCUAAUAUUUUAUUUAAUAUUGCUUCAUUAUUAACAAAAUUUGCAAAUAAUAAAUAUAUUGAACUGCAAGGAAAUAAUGAUAAAUCAUCAAUAGUUGAACUGAUUAAAAUGUUAAAACAAGCAGCUGGAAUAUAUGAAUUUAUAAAUGAAAAUUUUUUACAUGCUCCAAGUGAUGAUUUAAGUCAAUCAACUAUAAAAUUUUUAAAUAAUUUAAGUUUAGCUCAAUGUCAAGAAAUUUUUACAAUAAAUACAAUAAAUAAUGAUUUAAAUCAACUGAAAAAUUCAUUAAUUUCAAAAUUAUGUAAAUCUACAAGUAUAUUGUAUGAAGAAUGUUAUCAAAUGAUAAGUAAUGAUGAAAAAGAAGAUUAUAAAAUUAUAGAUGAUUUUGAAAAAGAUGAAUUUUUAGAUAAACCAGAAGAUGAAGAAGAAAAUGAAGAAGAAAAUUCAAAAUUUGUAACUGCUCAAAUUGAUCAAUCUUGGAUUUCAAUUAUAUAUUUUAAAUUUCAAUUUUAUAAAUCUUUAUCAUUUUAUUUUAAUGCUUUACAGCUAGAGGCAAAUAGAAAAUAUGGUGAAUCAAUUGGAUUUUUAAAUGAAUCUAAAAAUAUAAUAGAUAAUAUAAAUCCUUCAAUAAUGAGAUCAAUUUCAAAAAAUUCAGGUACAGUUUAUGAAAUAUUAGAUAAUUUUAAAUAUCAAAAAGAUGUUGUAGAUAUUAAAAUAAAUGAUUUAACAAAAGAUAAUGAUUUAAUAUAUCAUGAUUUAGUUUUAAAAAAUGCAAAUUUAAAUCAAUUAUCCCCCAUGCAAGUUGCCAAAAUAAUACCAUUAAAUGAAAUGGAAACUUUUAAACAAAUUAAUGAACAAGGAUAUAGUAAUUUUUUAAAUAAUGUUAUCCCUAUAAAUAUUCAUGAAUUAUCAAGUUUUUAUUCAGAAGAAAAAUCACAAUUAUUAAGAAAUGAAAUUGAUUAUUUUGAAGUUUCAAAUGAAGAAAUUAAAUCUUUAAUGGAUUCAUUGAACUUACCUCAAGCAUUUGAUCAAAUAAAACAAUCUUUAAAACAAGAUAAUGAUGAUAUACCAUUUGAAGUAGUUAACAAGGUUAGUGAGAUCUCACAAAAGCUGGAAGAAAUUAAAAAUUUGGAAUCUUCAAAUUAUAAUUUAAAACAACAAAUUAGAGAUCAAAUUUCCAAAAAUCCACAAUUAGGUAAUAUGAAUAAAGUAUUGUAUGAUGCAACAAAAUCAGAUGAAAAAUUACUGCAAUUAAUAGAUAAAUCAUUUUAUAAUAUAUUAAUAAAAGGUCCACAAUCAGUGGAAGUUUCUAAUUUAUUUAAAUCAAAUAAUGUCAUAGAUAAUACAUUUCAAGAAUUAAGUUUAUUAGAUAAAGAUGAUUCACAAGAGAAACAAAUAAAAAUAAUUGAAAAUUUUUUAAAAGAUUUAAAUACAAUAAAUUUAAACAAGCAUCAAAUUAUUGAUAAUUUAAAAACUAAAAUUCAUUCUGAUGAUAUAUCAGACGUUCUAAUAAUAAAUUCAAGACAAAAAUCAAAUAAUGAAAUCAAAACAAUUAUAUUCCCACAGGAAUUAAAAAAAUUUCAACCUUUUAUAAAUAAAUUAGAUUCAUUAAUUAAUAGAUCAAAAAUUAUAAUUAAAGAUUUACAAGAACAAUGGGAAAUAUUGUUGCAAAAUCCAGAAAUUAAAAAUUUACAAAAAUCAACAACCUACAAGAAACAAAAAAUCCACGAGAAUACUUCAAAAAUUAAUAAAUUUUUUGAAAAUUGGAAAAAAUAUUAUAUGGGAUUAAUUAAAGGUAAUCAAUUUUAUAAAAAUUUAUUAUCUCAUAUAAAAGAUCAAUUAAAUAAUCAAAAUUUUGGAAAUCAAUAUCAUCAACCAAUUCCACCUCAAAAAAUUCCACCACAACAACAAUCACCAUUACCAUAUCAAAGACCACCAAUGCCACCACAAAAACAAUCCAUGACUAGUGAAAAUAGUUACAAUUGGUCACAAACUUCAAUAAAUAAUGGAGCAGGAAACAAUUCACCUGGAUUAAUUUAUGAUCAACCUUCAACUUAUGAUCCAAAUAUGUAUGAUUUUUUUUCAAAAAAGGCAAAUAAAUAA
Messenger RNA from Lodderomyces pseudojiufengensis, 2436 nucleotides. It is a transcript of the gene BRO1, whose product is annotated as Bro1p. Lineage: Eukaryota; Fungi; Ascomycota; Pichiomycetes; Serinales; Debaryomycetaceae. The transcript has a single exon. Bases 1 to 2436 code for a protein of 811 amino acids. Gene Ontology annotation, cellular component: endosome. Gene Ontology annotation, molecular function: protein binding. Gene Ontology annotation, biological process: protein transport to vacuole involved in ubiquitin-dependent protein catabolic process via the multivesicular body sorting pathway. The record is from RefSeq and is a predicted model, not a curated record.